Molecule: messenger RNA, 4048 nt
Organism: Poeciliopsis prolifica (blackstripe livebearer)
Lineage: Eukaryota; Metazoa; Chordata; Actinopteri; Cyprinodontiformes; Poeciliidae
Gene: rad23aa
Product: RAD23 homolog A, nucleotide excision repair protein a
Exons: 9
Coding region: 193-1302 (369 amino acids)
Biological process (GO): nucleotide-excision repair; proteasome-mediated ubiquitin-dependent protein catabolic process
Cellular component (GO): cytosol; nucleoplasm
Molecular function (GO): ubiquitin binding; damaged DNA binding; proteasome binding
Source: RefSeq, a predicted model, not a curated record
CGCUGCCUCUCUCACCGCUCUACCAACUUGUCACCAAAGAUGGCGAUUUGCUGAGUGCUCAUGGAUACACACAUUUGUCGGUUAGCUCCCGUCUUACCCGAAACGCCAACUUUGAAAACAAACUAAGUGCUCUGCGAAGCAACUGUUUCUCCAUCGGAAGGAAAUCUGACAGGACGUCAGCCGUCAGCGACCAUGCAGAUCACGCUGAAAACACUGCAGCAGCAGACUAUUCAGAUUGAGAUAGACCCCGAACAAACGGUGAAGGCCUUGAAGGAGAAGAUCGAGGCUGAACGGGGAAAGGACAACUUCCCCGUUUCUGGGCAGAAGUUGAUUUAUGCAGGGAAAAUCUUGCAAGAUGACACGCCUAUUAAAGACUACAAGAUCGACGAGAAGAAUUUUGUUGUCGUGAUGGUGUCCAAGGCUAAACCUGCAGCUCCAGCCUCACCGCCAGUCUCAGAAGCCCCCAAGCCGCCUGUACAAGACUCUGGCUCCACCUCCACCCCCGCCCCGGCUACAAACCCAGCUCAGGCCCCGGUCCCCGCCCCGGCCCCGGCCCCCACAGCUGUCCAAAUUUCUUCAGAGGAGGCCAAACCGGAGCCCAACCCGGCAGCCACAGAACCCCAGCAGCCAGCCAGCUCCAGUGGUGUCAGUCAGGGCCUGGACGCCUCCUCAACGCUCGUGACUGGAGCCGAGUACGAGGCCAUGCUGACAGAGAUCAUGUCUAUGGGCUACGAGAGGGAGCGAGUGGUAGCUGCACUGCGGGCCAGCUUCAACAACCCUCACAGAGCGGUGGAGUACCUCCUCACUGGUAUUCCCAGCAGCCCGGUUCAGGAGAGCAACCCACCGGCCCAGGCCCCCACAUCUGGCCCCACGGAGCCUCCGUCUCUAGCAGAAGGUGAGAACCCACUAGCAUUCCUGAGAACCCAGCCGCAGUUCCUGCACAUGAGGCAGGCCAUCCAGCAGAACCCGGCCCUGCUCCCAGCACUCCUGCAGCAACUGGGCCGAGAGAACCCACAACUUCUACAGCAAAUCAGCCAACAUCAGGAGCUGUUCAUCCAGAUGCUGAACGAGCCGGUGGGAGAAGGAGGCGACGCCCCGGAGGUCGGCGAGAUGGGAGCGGCGGGCGAAGAGGGCGCGCCCGUCAACUACAUCCAGGUCACACCACAGGAGAAGGAAGCCAUCGAAAGGUUAAAAGCUCUGGGUUUCCCCGAGGCGCUGGUCAUCCAGGCCUACUUCGCCUGCGAGAAGAACGAGAACCUGGCGGCCAACUUUCUCCUCAACCAGGGACUGGAAGACGACUGAACAGGAGCAGACCUCUGCCCCCUCACACCCCCCGCCCCCACCACCAUCACCACCACCACCACCCCUCUCCUGCCCCACCCAUCCCUCCGCUCCCCCCUUCCUCAGCUCAACAUAAAGACUGCACCCCCUGAUCUUACUGUACGACCUCAGCUCAAGCAGACAGGAGGGAGGGCGGGGCCGGUUGGGGGGUGGAGGGUUGAGGGCAAGAAGGUCAGAUUAUGGGAGUAGAAGUGGGGGGCGGGAAGGGGGGAGAAAAGUGUGGAAGAAUGAUGAAAUCCACGUGAAUUCCAAUGGAAUGAGUGGGGUCAGCUUAGGGGAGAUCUGUACUUUGAUUUUAGGUGCGCUUUGUGAACAUUAGGGAGGGGGAGGGGCGGUGGUGUGUGUGUGUGUGUGUGUGUGUGUGUGUGGUUGCGUGCUCAUGUCUGCGUGUGUGAGAGUACAUGUCUGUAUGCCUGUGCAAGAUGGAUGAGACACAGUCAGGCUGAAGAAGAAGAAGAAACCCAACAACAAUGUAAUCAAUCUGGCAUCCUCUAAGGUCGUUAAUGCUGUAGCUCGGUCAGUCGGUCAGUUUGUACGGCCGCGCUGUGACCUCAUCAUCAGCGUGUGUAAAAAAAAAAAAAGGAAAAGAAAGGAGAAAAAAAAAACAAACUGCUUUGUGUGUAUCUCUGUAAGCCUCACGUCCGACAAUGAAAUUAGAAGAAGUGACGGACUGGACUGUGCUGCCCUUUAUUUUACUUUUCUUUUUUCAAUUGUUUUUUUUUAUUGUUUUUUCUUUUUUUUUAACAUCGCUCUCUGUCUCAACAUGUUUCUGGGGUCAUGAAGUCAAAAUAGGAACAAAACAUCACAGAACAGGAUCUUUAAUAAUCAGUUAAACUCCUGAACAUCAGAGCGGGAUGUGAAGAGUCCACACACACACACACACACACACACACACACACACACACACACACACACACACACACACACACACACAGACACACACACAGACACACACACACACAGACACACACACACCACACACACACACACACACACACACACACACACAGUGCCUGCCUCUUCAUCACAUCUAAAACCCUGGUAUCUGUUCCUGGUUCUUUAUGACACUACAUAUUAAAUACUGACUGCACAUGCUACUCUCCUCCGACAGCUGUGGUUUCAUUCUGAGCUCAUCAUUCUGAUCAAACAUUAUUACUGAUGGCAACUUGAUCCUAAAACAGACGUUUGCUCGGAAACGGAACAACUCGUUGUGUCUCAGCUGGGCAUGGGCCGACAAAACUCCACACAUCAUCCAGAUCACUGUUACAGAAAACGGCUUGUUUUCUGUAACGGUGAAAACAGAUUUUGGUCAAAUGAAGCUUGGUGUGAAGGAACUAUAAAAAAAGAACUAAUUGCAAGCAUUAAAAAAAACGAACAGAAAGGUAAGCAAAAUCAGUGAAGUCCUGUUGAGUAUGUGACAAGGCCCUGAUUCAAAUAAAACACAAUGAUUAGUCAAAUUGAGCUAAUCAUUGUUAGUGAUUAGUCAAUGCACCGAACCGAUGCACCGAUCGGGCCGAUUUCAACCUGAUCCUAAUUUUUAUUUUUUCCCUUGCAGAUGGUCCCAUGUAAAACGGGAACCAAUGUGCUCCGGGAUAUUUGAAUGCAUCAGCAAAUGAAGGAACCGCAAGAUUUAAAUAUUCUUAUUCAUGGCUCUAAUGUUGAUCUAACUUUUCGUUCUAUAUCUUAAGAACUUGUUGCUUGUUUCUAGACUGCAUUUAAUCAGCAGUGUAGAAAACUGGCAGGUUUCAACAACCUGCCGAUCCAGGGAAAACCACCUCAGGUCUUUUAUUCAGGAUUUAGCGCCAAACAUGCUAAGGUUAGCUGGAUAAUUAGGCUAUCUCUGGUUAAUUAGCCUGCAUCCAGCUGACCUUAGUCUGCAACUGUAGUAGUAGUAAAAAUACAAAAAUCUUUACCUGACUGAUGGAUGACCCUUUGACCCCAGGCCAUGUCCAUGUUUUCAUCCAGCUCUUUGCAGUGAGCUUGAAAUGAUAGAAUAAUGAACCUUUUGUUGUUUUGUUUUCAUCCUUGACUCUGCUGGCGGCCUGUGCCCAGUUUGACCACAUGAAGUGUUCCCUAAAGAGAACCAUGAACCAGUGCAGGACGUUCCUGCUCUAAACGUUCCUUUCUCCUCCAGUAUCCAGGCUUUGGACUGAAGGUGUCGCGUUCUUCCCCUCAGCUGUACUCUUUAAAUGUUUUUUCGUUUUUUUUUUUUUGACUUGGAUCACUGAAAGAACCGGUCGUGUCGGGUUUAAAGCGGGAUAAGUGCAGGAACGCUCCCUGUCAUGAAGGCUCGGAGAACCUCGCUGCGACCCGGGUUCUGUUCUUCCACUGAGCGUUAAGGACUCCCCGUAAGAAACCUUUGAUAUUUUAGCUUUUACUUUUGAAGACUUCUCACCCGUGGAAUUUCCAUUCAAGGUCCGAUCCUAACCCGACCAUCAGUGAACUACUUAGGACUUGGAACCCGCUUUUCUUUUUUCAGAACAUGAAAUAUUCACGCUAACGUUCUUAUUGUAGAUAUCUAAGCAUGAAGGACAAGGCCCUGCUUUGUUUUAUGGGGUUCAUGAUAAACGCUGUUACAGGUAACACAAGUGCAUUCUGUGUCUCUGUGUGUGUGUGUGUGAAGGCAGCCUGUACUGAUUGUUGUCCUACAGCAUCAACAUGAUCUUAGACUAUGCUGUGCUACAUUAAAUAUCAGCAGUCUUUCAGC